This is a messenger RNA of Nipponia nippon (crested ibis), 3490 nucleotides long. The record is from RefSeq and is a predicted model, not a curated record. Lineage: Eukaryota; Metazoa; Chordata; Aves; Pelecaniformes; Threskiornithidae.
GUUCACAACAGAAACCUGCUGUCCCUCGACUUUGAUCGUGUGACAAGGACAGAGAAAAUCUAUGAUGACCACCGCAAGUUCACGCUCCGCAUCCUCUACGACCAGGCAGGGAGGCCCAGUCUCUGGUCACCGAGCAGCAGACUGAACGGGGUCAAUGUCACCUAUUCCCCAGGAGGACACAUUGCAGGGAUUCAGAGGGGCACAAUGUCAGAAAGGAUGGAGUAUGAUCAGUCUGGCAGAAUUACAUCCAGAAUCUUUGCUGAUGGCAAAUCAUGGAGCUACACUUACUUGGAGAAGUCCAUGGUGCUGCUCCUUCACAGCCAGAGACAGUACAUCUUUGAGUUUGAUAAGAACGACCGGUUGUCGUCGGUGACCAUGCCCAAUGUUGCCCGGCAGACUUUAGAAACCAUUCGUUCCAUUGGUUACUACAGGAACAUCUACCGGCCACCAGAAGGCAAUGCCUCGGUAAUUCAGGAUUUCACAGAGGAUGAGCAGCUUCUCCACACUUUGUACUUGGGCACAGGGAGACGUGUCAUUUACAAGUAUGGAAAGUUGUCCAAGUUAGCCGAGAUGCUCUACGACACCACAAAGAUCAGUUUCACUUAUGACGAAAUUGCUGGCAUGCUGAAGACCAUAAACUUGCAGAAUGAAGGGUUCACAUGUACAAUCAGAUACAGACAGAUAGGACCCCUCAUUGAUCGGCAGAUUUUCCGCUUCACUGAGGAAGGCAUGGUGAAUGCACGCUUUGACUAUAAUUAUGACAACAGCUUUCGGGUGACCAGCAUGCAAGCAGUCAUCAACGAGACACCUUUACCCAUUGAUCUCUACAGAUAUGAUGAUGUGUCAGGCAAAACUGAGCAAUUUGGUAAAUUUGGAGUCAUUUACUACGAUAUCAACCAGAUUAUCACCACUGCUGUCAUGACUCACACUAAACAUUUUGAUGCCUAUGGCAGGAUGAAGGAGGUCCAGUACGAGAUAUUCCGGUCACUGAUGUACUGGAUGACUGUGCAGUAUGACAACAUGGGGAGAGUGGUUAAGAAAGAGCUGAAGGUUGGCCCUUAUGCAAACACAACUAGGUACUCAUAUGAGUAUGAUGCUGAUGGCCAGUUGCAGACAGUGUCAAUCAAUGACAAACCACUCUGGCGUUACAGCUAUGACCUAAACGGAAACCUCCAUUUGUUGAGUCCGGGAAAUAGUGCCCGCCUUACACCGCUUAGGUACGACCUCAGGGAUAGGAUUACUAGACUGGGGGAUGUGCAGUACAAAAUGGAUGAAGAUGGCUUCCUGAAGCAAAGAGGCAAUGAUAUUUUUGAGUACAAUUCAGCUGGCCUGCUCAUCAAAGCCUACAAUAAAGCUAGUGGGUGGAGCGUGAAGUAUCGCUAUGAUGGCCUAGGAAGGAGAGUCUCUAGCAAAACCAGCCAUGGCCAUCACUUGCAGUUCUUCUACGCAGACCUGACCAACCCAACCAAGGUCACCCAUUUAUACAACCACUCGAGCUCUGAGAUCACCUCCCUCUACUAUGACCUCCAAGGCCACCUCUUUGCAAUGGAGCUCAGCAGCGGCGAUGAAUUCUACAUAGCUUGUGAUAACAUUGGCACUCCUUUGGCUGUCUUCAGUGGGACUGGCUUAAUGAUUAAGCAGAUACUGUACACAGCAUAUGGGGAGAUCUAUAUGGACACCAAUCCCAACUUCCAGAUCAUCAUCGGCUACCACGGAGGACUGUAUGACCCCCUCACAAAGCUUAUCCACAUGGGACGGAGAGACUAUGACGUGCUAGCGGGUCGGUGGACAAGUCCAGACCAUGAUAUGUGGAAGCAUCUGAGUAGCAAUAACAUAAUGCCUUUCAACCUGUAUAUGUUCAAAAACAACAAUCCCAUUAGCAACUCUCAGGAUAUCAAAUGUUACAUGACAGAUGUCAACAGUUGGCUGCUCACUUUUGGGUUCCAGCUACACAACGUCAUUCCCGGCUACCCCAAGCCAGACAUGGAUGCAAUGGAGCCGUCCUAUGAGCUAAUCCACACACAGAUGAAAACCCAAGAAUGGGACAAUACCAAGUCAAUUUUGGGGGUCCAAUGUGAAGUGCAGAAGCAGCUGAAGGCCUUUGUCACUCUUGAGCGCUUCGAACAGAUCUACAGCUCCAGCAUCGCCGGGUGCCGGCAGGUCAAGAAGAACAAGAACUUUGCCUCUGGAGGCUCUAUCUUCGGCAAAGGCGUCAAGUUCGCCAUGAAGGAUGGGCGCGUGGCCACCGACAUUAUCAGUGUGGCCAACGAGGAUGGGCGGAGGAUCGCAGCCAUCCUGAACAAUGCCCAUUACCUGGAGAACUUGCACUUCACCAUCGACGGGGUGGACACGCACUAUUUCAUUAAGCAAGGGCCGUCGGAGGGCGACCUGUCCAUCUUGGGCCUCAGCGGCGGGCGGAGAACGCUGGAGAAUGGCGUGAACGUGACCGUGUCCCAGAUCAACACAGUGCUAAGUGGAAGGACUAGACGUUACACGGACAUCCAGCUCCAGUAUGGUGCGCUGUGUCUAAACACUCGCUACGGGACCACCUUGGACGAGGAGAAGGCCCGCGUCCUGGAGCUGGCCCGACAGCGCGCUGUCGCCCAAGCUUGGUCCCGGGAACAGCAGAGACUGCGGGAUGGGGAGGAGGGUAUUCGCUCGUGGACAGAAGGGGAGAAGCAACAAGUGCUAAACACGGGCCGGGUACAGGGCUACGACGGCUAUUUUGUGAUCUCAGUGGAGCAGUACCCCGAACUCUCAGACAGCGCCAACAACAUCCACUUCAUGAGACAGAGCGAAAUGGGCAGAAGGUGACAGAGAGGGUCAAUGCGGUGACUUCUUGCCAAAGACAGCUACUCUUUUGUGGCCACUUACCUGACUGUGUUGUACUCAAUCCUUUUUCUAAACUGAACAAGGUGGGGGGGGAGGAAAAUAGAAAGAGAAGGAAUAAUACGGUUGCACUGUAACUCAUGCAACAUACUUUUUUCCUCUUUAAUUUGGCCUUCACGCGUUUUUUGCAAUGAACAGAAGGUAUAUUUUGCCGUAGUGUGAUCACAGUGAAAUUUACUGUCUCUUAUCCUCUUCCCCCCCCCCUUUGUGAGGAAUUGAAGUGGGGAGUCGUCAACGUACGUCCUUAGGUGUGAAGUGCGAAAUGGGUGUCUGUGCUAACUUGUGUCAUCCUAACCCUUUCUGAUUUGGGGCAGGGACAGAUAGCCUUCCACCCGAAACACGGGGAGCCCGCGGCGUGCCGGAGAGCUCUUCCCGAGAAGAAAGGAGAUGGAAGAUGAUGCUGAUUCCGAGACUCCGAAAGCAACCGUCCAAAUCAUGUGCCUCAAAAGAGACCUUACAAGUAGUUUUCACGUUUCACUUGGGACAUAAAGUGUUUUUUUGGGAGCUCCUGCUGAGCAGAAGUAGAUUAUAGAGGCAAAGGAGCUGAUUAUAUUAACUUGCAAGAUGAUUCUCUUCCUUCCUGAACUGGAAUAAAAAAAGA